AUUAAAAAUGCAACCAUUUGUAUUCUUGUGUCCCAUUUUUCUUGGUAUAUUCAUAUUUUAUCUCUGUAGUCACAAAAUCCUGCUGAGAGAAAUGGCUGAAACCCUGGAACAAGAACCCAUAUAUUUCUUUGACCAGAUCAAAACCAAACAAAAGCGGAAUAUGAAAAUAGAACCAGGAGAACACUUUGUUGAUAUAAAUUUAAUCAGCACAGAUCCAGAUCCUCAUGAAAUUCACAGGAACUCUGGAUGCAUGGAUGAACACAGGGAAAGAAAUUAUGCUUUUGUGAAAGACAGUAUAGGAAAGAAAGAACCAGUUUCUACUAGAACAGAUGGUCCUUCUAUACCCAUAAACAUUUGUGAGAAUCCUCUGGCUCGCCUCUCCCAAAUACCUUCAUUUCCACCUACAGAAGAAGACCUGCGGUCAACUUCACUGAAAGAACAUAAAUGCAUGGCUGCUACCAUAUUAUGUGAGCUGGAAGAAAUGUUGAAGCAUUUUACCAAGUUUAAGUUUAUUUUACCACAAGGGGUUUUAAAUAUAUUGAGCUCCAGUUGGAAAGAUCUCAUUGAAGGUGUCUGGCAAAAUAAAAAAUAUUUGCAGGAAUUAGCAUACAAAAACUUUAAAUCAAGGAGAAGACAAGCAUCAGAGGAGUCCAACAGAUUGCCACCUACAUUUGAAUAUACUGAUCGUGAGAUGGCUAAAAAUGUAAAAAGGAAAAGCAGGACAAGCGUUGAUUUUCCCACGGGUGCAACAAAAGGAAUGGAUAAUCCUGGAACUCUGUCAAACAGACUCAAUGGAAGCAAAACUGCAGUCCCACAGCAAUAUAGCAGUGAUUCACCUUUUGCAAUCAGUUUCUCACUGUCAUCAAAACUAUGCAAGGAAAGAGGUUGGGUUUUUCAACAUUCUGACUGUGACUCUAAAGACCUAGAAUGGAAAGCACCGUAUGUCUGGGCAGUGGAAAGAUUACGAAUGGCAAAGAUCGAAAUAACUGAGCAGCAGUCUAAGCUGAAAGAAUCAGGAUUUGACAAGCCUAUUAUUCUUCGUCAUUAUGGUGAUAUCAAGAAGGAAACCUUUCCCCAAAACAUCAAAGGGCAGCCCAGUAAGAAAGUCUCUUCUGAGAGCCUGUAUGAAAAACCACAGUUGCCAGUGAUCAAACAAGCUGAACCAGCCCUAAAAAAACUGCACUAUGGAUUGGUUGAUGGAUCAUCCUUCAUUUACUACCCCUCUGGACAUGUUGCAGUCUGUCAGAGUUACUCUGAUCUUCCUUGUGGUGGCUUGUACACCAAUAUAUUUAACGACUGUCCCGAUCAUGCGUUAGUUGGAACUUUUACUCCUUCUGGACAUGGCAGCGUUUGCCUCUCUAACAGCACCAGCAUAGCAAUGAUAUUUAAUCAGGAAGGAGGCAUGGUGACUAAUGAAGAUGGAGAAAUACUACGCCGGUGGAAAUGGCCUGGAGAAGGGAAGCUUGAUGAUCCAGUUAUUAUGCAGGUUAACAGGUGCAUCACUGUGAAGGUUGCAGGACGCUUUGCUGUUGGAUUGCUUUACAAGUGGCGACAUGAAAGCGUGCGUUUGUCUUUGUCACCGGUACGAGGUGUGGCUGGUCCACAGUUAGAAAACCUGAGCAAGAUAUUCACAGAAGUUAAUCUAUCAUCUACAUCAGUAAAAGGAUUUUCUAAAACACAUGGCAAAACAGAAGAGACAAAAAAAUCUAUUAAAAAAGAAGAGAGAAUACCUAGAAUUCCUGAAGGGGAUCUAAGCCAUGUCAAAGACUACAACCCUACCAGAGAAUUAAAAGUGCUGAGAUGUAAAAUCAAGAAUGUCCUAGAAGACUGGAUGGAAUAUUACCGGAUAGCCUUAGAAAUCAGCUCAUCACACACACGCAGAACCUCAGCCUUCCCUCGGAUUGCUGGCAGGCGGUGCAAAACACAACAUGCGGGUGCUUUCCUUGGCUUCCCUACAGCACAGGGAAAAGAGAAUGACAGGGAGACGGAGGCCCCUACACCAGGCAACCAUCCUCCUUUCCAGUCUGUUCCGUCUUGCCGCCCCACUCAAGGUGUGUCAUCUGGUUCUUACAGAGACCCUCAUUUAUUGAGCCGCACUUUCAGAACAAAUAAACCACCCAUAGCUCACCUUAAUAUAAACAAUGACACACUCCAAACCUCUCACAAAGCAAAUGAAGAGGCAUGCACUGCAUCACACAGUGCCUGCCCUGUAGUCCUUCGAAGAACGAUGCUGGGAGAUGAAGUGAGGAUAUGCAGAUGCAGCAACCAUCAGAUUCCAUAUGUUACAGAUCUGGAAUACGAUCACAUUAUUAACAACCAGAUGUCUUCCUCUGAGCAGAUCACUGUGGUCUGUGUGACUACUUCAUUGAGAGCAGCAGAUUAUUACCCCAGCACAGAUAAGCACCUAGAACAGCUCUAUGAGAGAAAGAACAAGAACAGGAGUAUGCCAUGUACACAGGGUCGCCUGGACUCUUUUCGCCUGCUCAAAUAUGAUAUUGGGUCUGCAGAUGAGUUUACAGGCCACUGUGGAUCACUACUGGUGAAAAGGCAUAAUAUUGCUCCUGGCAUGUUUUUGAUGUACAUUCAAGGAAAGCUGCUCUUUGCCAACUACAUUUUCAAUGGAUACAGCAAAUCAGUGAAAGAUCUUCAAAAGCAGAUUGCCCUGACAAGGAACAAUUACAACAGGGGCUACCACUUACCCCCUGAUUAUAGAUUGAGUUCUCUUGAAAACAGCCUGCAGAGUUACCCUGAACAUACUCAAACAAGGAUUUCACACGAUAUUUCUAGUUGUAUUUGCUAUGCCACUGACAGGAGAGCAAGCACCCAUGAUUUUGUGCUAUUCAGCUUAUACAAAGGAGCCACAUGCACUCAGGAACCACUCAACAAAUGAAGCCAGAUGCAAACUCACCAUAAGCUGCAGAGGAUCAUUGUACAGGAGAAGAAGAAAAAGCCCAAGUAUGGAUAUGAAGUGGAAGAGGAAGAACUUUGGAAAAAGAUGUGUGAGACAGAUGAAGGUUGUUUU
Messenger RNA from Lacerta agilis (Sand lizard), 3022 nucleotides. RefSeq lists its product as uncharacterized. The record is from RefSeq and is a predicted model, not a curated record. The transcript has 18 exons. Bases 8 to 2890 code for a protein of 960 amino acids. Lineage: Eukaryota; Metazoa; Chordata; Lepidosauria; Squamata; Lacertidae.